AUUAGAAUUGAGAUUUGUUAUGCAUCGUUAAACAUAAGCUUGCAUUCAAAAGAAUUAGAAUUAAAUGAAAUAGCGACAACGUUGAUUAAUGACUACGGUACAGUUUAUAAACCAAUAAAACAUUCCCAUGACAAUCAAACGGAUAUCUUGACACUCAAUUUCAAAGAUGCAUUGUCACCCGCCUUUUACACUCUUAACAUGAAAUUUGCCGGUAUUAUACGAGACAAUAAUUAUUUCGAAAGUGGUUUUAUGAUAUUUUGGUAUACAACAGAAAAUGUGAUGGUUGCAACGUAUUCGGAGCCGAAAGGAGCUAGACAAAUAUUUCCGUGUUGGGACGAACCCGCGAUAAAAGCCAUCUUUAAUAUUUCUGUAAUGCAUCAUGUGGAAUAUCUGGCAUUAUCAAAUAUGCCUCCAGUACACAAGAAAUAUUUAAACAAAAGUAUGAUAUGUACGUACUUCAACAUUACUCCAAUAAUGUCUACUUACCUUGUAGAGAUUAUCAUAUUCCCCAUAACUGAUUUUCACCAUCUUUCCAACGAGAAAGAAACCAUCAAUGUGUGGUGCAGAUCGUCUUUGUUAUCGCAAAUAACAUUUGCGUUUAAUAUUACUGAAAUGGUCACGCCAUUCUUGAUCCAAUACACAAAUAGUUCUGAAAAGAUACCAAAAAUGGAUCAUUUCAUCAUACCAAAUUUUCCGAUUGAUGGCAUGGAACACUGGGGGCUCAUCACUUACAAUGAAUCAUCAGUUAUUUACGAUGCUAGCAAAUAUCCAACAUAUAAAAAAGCGCAAAUAGCAGCGAUAGUAACACAUGAAAUUGUACAUCAAUGGUUUGGUAAUUUGGUCACACCGUCUUGGUGGUCUUACUAUUGGUUAAAAGAGGGACUUGCAUCGUUCUUUUACACGUACAUCAUCGAUAAGAUUUUUUAUGAUUGGCGGAUAAUAGAUUAUUUUGUAGUUGACAAAUUACGCUACGGCUUGAUGAUAGAUAAAGGCGUAUUGGGUCCUGUCACAUUGAAACUUAAUAAUACCUUUGAAAGACUGGACCUGCAAUCUUUUGUAGUUUAUCAUAAGGCAUCAGUUAUAUUGCGCAUGUUACAACAUACUAUUACUGAUGAGGUAUUUCGGAAGGGUCUUAUCAUAUAUUUAGCCACGCAUGAAUAUGGAUCAACUACUCCGGAUGAUUUGUGGAACGCCAUGCAAACUGCUUUAGACGAAUCUGAUGUCCCACACGAACAUUAUAGAAUAAAGGAAGUAAUGGAUACAUGGAUGAAUCAAAAGAGUUAUAUAUCGUUACAUAUUCGAAACAUGUUUCACAUAAUCAUAUAUCUUGCAAAAAUUGUAAUAAUCUCAAAAAUUUCUGGCGCAAAGAUCCUCAAAUUUAUUUUUACUGAAUUGAUUUUUAUAACUAUGAUAGCACUCCUUAACUAUCUUCUUCGAAACAUAGGAUUCUUAGACAGUGUUGAUGAUGAUCAUAUUACAACUCAAAUAAGACGAAAAACCAUAAAAUGGGCAUGUAUCAUCGGUGAUGAGUAUUGCAAGAAUAUGAUCGCUUUUAAAUUGGAUCAACAUCUCGCAGAUUCAGAACUUUACAGAAUGCAACAAGGAUAUAAUUUUAUGUAUUGUGUUGGUUUGAUGGCAGCCAAUAGAACUACUUGGGAUAAAAUGUUGGAUGUAUAUCAAAAGAUAGAUUCAAAAAAGGAAAAAUUUAAAAAAACAUUACUGAAAAGUUUGAGUUGCUCAGAAAAUUCUGAUAUUAUCAUUAAUUAUUUAAAUAUUACAGUAUUUAAUACUUCAUUAUUUCAUGAAAAGGAACGUUCUUUUAUCAUCAAGUCUGUUCUUGAUAAGCAUUCGAACAACAAUUUGAUCCUUGAUUAUAUAUUGAAUAAUUUUGACACUAUAAAGUCCAAAACACUUACUACAACUCUAAUAAUAAAACUUAUUCUUCGGAAAGUCUUCUACGAUGAACAAAUUGACAAGUUAAAGGCAAUUAAAACAGAGAUCAAUAUGGGAUUUCUAAAAUUAUUAUUAAAUCUCAGUCUACAUAUAAUAUUGAUCACAAACAGCAUUUUUUGUGCCAACAAUGACUUAGAAAUUAUUCGUUUACCCAACAAUACAGUACCAUCAGUCUAUAACAUUUCUCUGAUAUUGAAUCUAGAAGAAGACUUGUUUACUUUUCACGGUGAAUCCAAUAUUAGAAUUGAGAUUCGUUAUGCAUCGUUAAAUAAUAUAAGCUUGCAUUCAAAAGAAUUAGAAUUAAAUGAAAUAGCGACAACGUUGAUUAAUAACAAUGGUACAGUUUAUAAACCAAUAAAACAUUUCCAUGACAAUCAAACGGAUAUCUUGACACUCAAUUUCAAAAAUGUAUUGUCACCCGGCUUUUACACUCUUAACAUGAAAUUUGCCGGUAUUAUCCGAGACAAUAAUUUUUUCGAAAGUGGUUUUAUGAUAUUUUGGUAUACAAAUAAAAGAACAAAAGAUAUGAUGGUUGCAACAUAUUCGGAGCCGAAAGGAGCUAGACGAAUAUUUCCGUGUUGGGACGAACCCGCGAUAAAAGCCAUCUUUAAUAUUUCUGUAAUGCAUCAUGUGGAAUAUCUGGCAUUAUCAAAUAUGCCUCUAGUACAAAGAAAAUUUUUUGAAAAUGAUACGAUCUGUUCGUACUUCGACAUUUCUCCAAUAAUGUCCACUUAUCUUGUAGAGAUUAUCGUAUUCCCCAUGAUUGAUUUUCACCAUCUUUCCAAUGAGAAGGAAACUAUCAAUGUGUGGUGCAGAUCAUCUUUGGUAUCGCAAAUAACAUUUGUGUUUAAUAUUACUGAAAUGAUCACGCCAUUCUUGAUCCAAUACACCAAUAGUUCCGAAAAGAUACCGAAAAUGGAUCACUUUAUCAUACCAAAUUUUCCGGUUAGUGGCAUGGAACACUGGGGACUCAUCACUUACAAUGAAUCAUCAGUUAUCUACGAUGCUAACAAACAUCCAACAUAUAGGAAAGCAGAAUUAGCAGCGAUAGUAGCACAUAAAAUUGCACUUCAAUGGUUUGGUAAUUUGGUCACACCGUCUUGGUGGUCUUAUCAUUGGUUAAAAAAGGGACUUGCUUCGUUCUUUCAUACGUACAUUAUUGACAAGAUUUUUGAUGAUUGGCGGACAAUAGAUUUUUUUGUAGUUGACAAAUUACACUACAGCUUGAUGGUAGAUAAAGGUAUCUUGAGUCCUGUCACAUUGAAACUUAAAAGUAAUUUUGAACGACUGGAUCUGCAUUCUUUUGUAGUUUAUCAUAAAGGAUACUAUCGUGUAAAUUAUGAUAUCAAAAAUUGGGAAAAAAUUUCAAAUUACUUACAUUCUGAAGAAUUCACGAAUAUACACGUUCUUAAUCGUGCUCAAAUUAUUGAUGAUCUUUAUGGCUUUGUGGAUGGAAGAAUAAGUGGAUUUUUCUUCAUGGAUCUUAUAAAAUAUUUACUGCGAGAAGUCGAUUAUGUGGCAUGGUAUCCAUUUCUGUUUCGAGUUAUACCAUUGAUAAAGAAUUAUAUUUUCCUGCCAGAGGCCACAUAUGUCAAGAUAACCAUAAUGACACUCCUUAGCUAUCUUCUUCGAAAUAUAGGAUACUUAGAAAAUACUGAUGAUGAUCAUAUUACAAAACAGAUAAGACUAGAAGCCAUAAAAUGGGCAUGUACCAUCGAUGACAAAUUAUGUAAGAAUAUAAUCGCUUUUAAAUUGAACCAACAUCUCGCGGAUCCAGAACUUUACAGAAUACUACCAGGACAUAAUUUUAUGUAUUGUAUUGGUUUGAUGGCAGCCAAUCGAACUACUUGGGAUAAAAUGUUAGAAUUAUAUCAAAAUACAGAUUCAAAAAAGGAAAAAUUUAAAAAAACGUUGUUGACAAGUUUGAGUUGCUCCGAAAAUUCUGAUAUUAUUAUCAACUAUUUAAAUAUUACAGCAUUUAACACUUCAUUAUUUCAUGAAAAGGAACGUUCUUUUAUCAUCAAGUCUAUUCUUGAUAAGCAUUCGAACAACAAUUUGAUCCUUGAUUAUAUAUUAAACAAUUUUGAAACUGUAAAACCCAAAUCCCUUACUACAACUUUAAUAAUAAAACUUAUUCUUCGGAAAGUCUUCUACGAUGAUCAAAUCGAUAAGAUAAAAGUAUUCUCGGAUGCUAAUUUUGAUCAUGAUCCAGAAACUCGGAAUGCAAUUAAAACACUGAUACAAAAGCGUGAAAAUUUACUUAAGGAAAGCCUAGAGACUUUUAAAAAACGCUUCUUUUAG
Trachymyrmex septentrionalis is the source of this 4254-nucleotide messenger RNA. RefSeq names its product aminopeptidase N-like. Gene Ontology annotation, biological process: peptide catabolic process; proteolysis. NCBI's taxonomy places the organism in Eukaryota, Metazoa, Arthropoda, Insecta, Hymenoptera, Formicidae. Gene Ontology annotation, molecular function: metalloaminopeptidase activity; peptide binding; zinc ion binding. Gene Ontology annotation, cellular component: cytoplasm. The record is from RefSeq and is a predicted model, not a curated record.